UGUGUCAAUAUUAUUGAUGUGAGGAGGAUCUUUCCUCGCGAUAAACCGUCAGUAUUAUACUAUCGAUAUUUCAAGAUCGAUCCGCCUAACCCCCGUGAGAGUGAGACACUUGUGGUUUGUGACGGAAAGAGCGUCUCUCAUUCAUUCAAGCGCCUCACUCAUUUCACUCACGUUGAGUCCGUCAGCCGAACCUUCCGAGGGGAUUUCUACAUGGAGUAGGCUACACUUGCAAACUUUUAAGUUGCUUUUACGAUGCGAAGGAGAACUUCGUAGAACAACGACGUCACGUGAUUCUGUGCUAUUUUAUUAGACAUUUUAGAAAAGAUUUUGGGAGAUUUAAUUAUGUUUUUUCCUCUUACGACAUGACUAGAUCAUGGUCGCUGGAGAUACACAAAGUCUUAAAGAAAGAAGGCUGAUAUCUCGACAAAAGAAUCACCUCAGAACCAUGAGGUAUUGUCUCCUGUGGAACUUCGCCAAAGUGAUUCUGUUUUGGACAUUAGCUGAUGCUCAGGCUGAUGAAGAUGGUGAGAUUACAGCUGAAGAACAGGUACAGAUGCUACUGGAUGUAAAGCUGCAGUGCCUACUGAAGGUCUCUACAGACGACCCAGCAGUUGGUGUAUGUGCCCCAGAGUGGGAUGGUCUGAUAUGUUGGCCGCAAGGCUUCCCUGGAGCUCUGACCAAGACCCUCUGCCCAAGUUACAUCUAUGACUUCAACCAUGCAGGACAUGCCUACAGGAGAUGUGACUCUAAUGGUUCCUGGGUACUUGCAGAGAGUUCAAACAAGACUUGGGUCAACUACACCGAGUGCAUCAAAUCCCCAGAGCCCAACAAAAAGAGACAGGUCUUUUUUGAACGGCUGCACAUCAUGUACACAGUAGGCUAUGCAGUUUCCUUCAGCUCUCUUCUAGUGGCCAUCUUUAUUAUUGGAUACUUUAGACGUCUCCACUGCACCAGGAACUACAUUCACAUGCACCUGUUUGUUUCCUUCAUGCUGCGUGCUGUCAGCAUCUUUGUGAAGGAUCACGUGGUGCACACUGGUAACGCGCUGCAGGAAUUUGAUGCUGUGCUCAUGAAUAACUUCUCUAAUGUUGUGGAUGUGGCACCAGUGGACACUUCACAGUAUAUGGGUUGUAAAGUGACCGUCUUGCUGUUCAUAUAUUUCCUGGCUACAAACUACUACUGGAUCCUGGUGGAGGGCUUGUACCUGCAUAGUCUCAUCUUCAUGGCCUUCUUGUCCGACUCGAAAUACCUGUGGGGCUUCACUUUGAUUGGGUGGGGUGUUCCUGCUCUUUUUGUUGCUGCAUGGGCAGUUGUCAGGGCAACGCUGGCGGAUGCAAGAUGCUGGGAGCUGAGUGCAGGAAACAUCAAAUGGAUCUACCAGGUCCCCAUUCUGACAGCCAUUGGGCUGAACUUCAUCCUGUUCGUGAACAUAGUGCGGGUGCUUGCAACUAAGAUCCGCGAGACCAACGCAGGCAGAUACGAUACUCGGAAACAGUACAGGAAGCUUGCCAAAUCCACGCUUGUGUUGGUGUUGGUGUUUGGGGUGCAUUACAUUGUGUUUGUUGGAAUGCCACACACCUUCGACGGUCUGGGCUGGGAGGUGCGGAUGUAUUGUGAGCUGUUCUUCAAUUCUUUCCAGGGUUUCUUUGUGUCUAUCAUCUACUGCUACUGUAAUGGAGAGGUCCAGACUGAGAUCAAGAAGACAUGGACCCGGUGGAACUUAGCAUUCGACUGGAAGGGCCCGGUGGUGUGCGGGAGCUACCGCUAUGGCUCUGUAUUAACUGGCCUCAACAAUAGCACCAGCAGUCAAUCCCAGCUCGCUGCCGGAGGCCCAAGCACCCGUUCCACCACACUCUUCUCCAGCCGCGUCUACCGCAGCAGUGGGGGGCCAAAUAUCAGCACACACGCCUCCUUGCCAGGGUAUGUGCUCAAUUCGGAUGCUGACAGCUUGCCACCAUCUAUACCUGAGGAGCCGGAGGACAGUGCAAAACAGGUCGAUGACAUCCUGCUGAAGGAAUCCCUACUCACGAGGCCCAGCAGCGGCUUGGAGGAGGACGAGGAAACUCUGUAGAUAAUGGGGUGGUGAUAGUCAGCUAAAUUGGGUGUAAUAGCAGACAUGGCAUCUGUUAAAGAACAAAAAUGACAGUACAUCACCUGCAGCACACUCUGUUGUGAAUGGCAACAGCACCUUUACAAUGGACACUUUCCUACUCAAUCAGUGUCACAUAGUUUUGUUUUUGACAUUAGAUCUAUAUUUUCAUGGCGAGACAGCGCUACCCAUCACGGCCCUGGAAAUGCUGAUGGUGGAUAAAAUUUCUGGUUGCCUCAUGCAAUUCUAAAACUUCCAAAUGGACAUGGAGUUUUUUGGGUUUUUUUCUAUUACUCUACCAGCAAUUUAUUUUUGAAUACUGGUUUCAUUUGCUAAGAACCAUGAUGUAAUCAAAUGAGUUAUUUAAGUCAAAAGCAUGAAUUGUGUUGACUGUGGGGGUGGGGGGUGGGGGGAAUACAAAAUGUACUUAACUCUUCAUCAUACUUCCUGUAAUAUUUCUUUCCAUAGGAUGCAUUUUAAUAAUUGAAUAAAAUUGAUUUCA
Messenger RNA from Pimephales promelas (fathead minnow), 2591 nucleotides. It is a transcript of the gene pth2ra, whose product is annotated as parathyroid hormone 2 receptor a. The record is from RefSeq and is a predicted model, not a curated record. Gene Ontology annotation, biological process: adenylate cyclase-modulating G protein-coupled receptor signaling pathway; cell surface receptor signaling pathway. Lineage: Eukaryota; Metazoa; Chordata; Actinopteri; Cypriniformes; Leuciscidae. Gene Ontology annotation, molecular function: peptide hormone binding; G protein-coupled peptide receptor activity; parathyroid hormone receptor activity. Gene Ontology annotation, cellular component: plasma membrane.